AACCGUUUCUCUCAUUCUUUGUUUCUUGCCCUCCAAUUGAUGUCGCCUGAAAGAAACCCCCGCUUCUGUUUCUCAGGCGCAGGCUAUUUCAGCUUCUUCCCCUCCUCGAAUUCUUGGUGGAAACCCUAGCAUCUCCGAUCGAAACCCCAGAAUUCCUUGGGAGGGUUAUGAGUCGCUGGAAGCCAUGCCUGCCUCCUCCAAGAUCUUCUACUCCCGCCCCCUCUCCCCUCCUUGGUCCUCUCGCUUCCGCCGCCUCUCCUCCUCCUCCGCCUUCUCCACAGCCUGCCUCAUCUUCGGCAUCGCCGGGUUUCUCUUCGGGUCCAUCUCUGUCUCCGGGCCAAUGAUCGGCCGGCGCAAGUGUGCCGAUUUCGAGCCCAUCUCCGUCUCCGUCGUGUGGGAUCGGGGAGCUGGGAGCAAGCUCGUCGCGGAAGGACGACCCGACCUUAUCGGAGGAGAUGAUGGAGGCGGAUCGGGGAAGAGGCACAAGGUGAUGGGGUUCGUUGGGAUCCAGACGGGGUUCGGGUCCGUAGGGAGGCGGCGAUCUCUCAGGAAGACGUGGUUUCCUUCAGAUCGCCAAAGUCUUCUUCGUCUGGAAGAAUCAACUGGUUUGGCUUUCAGAUUUGUGAUUGGAAAGACCAAUGAUAAAUUGAAAAUGGCAGCCCUUAAAAGGGAAAUUGAAGAAUAUGAUGAUUUUAUUCUUUUAGAUACAGAGGAGAAGUAUAGCAAGCUCCCAUAUAAAACGUUAGCAUUCUUCAAGGCAGCUUAUGCACUGUUUGAUUCUGAUUUCUAUGUUAAAGCUGAUGAUGACAUUUAUUUGAGGCCUGAUCGUCUUUCAUUGCUUCUGGCUAAAGAGCGCCCUCACCCUCAAACUUACCUAGGAUGCAUGAAGAAGGGUCCGGUGUUCACUGACCCAAAUCUCAAAUGGUAUGAGCCGCUGUCUUAUUUGCUUGGGAAGGAGUAUUUUCUCCAUGCAUAUGGUCCUAUAUAUGCACUAUCAGCAGAUGUUGUAGCAAACUUGGUUACACUGAGAAACAAUAGUUUCCGAAUGUUCAGCAAUGAGGAUGUUACAAUAGGAGCCUGGAUGCUUGCAAUGAAUGUGAAUCACGAGAACAAUUAUGAACUUUGUGCACCCGACUGCACGGCGUCAUCAGUUGCUGUUUGGGAUAUUCCAAAAUGUUCAGGGCUCUGCAAUCCCGUAGUGAAAAUGUUGGAGCUCCACAAAAGGGAGAUCUGUUCAGGUGGUCCAACUUCAUCUUCUGAUGGAUGACAAAACUUCGCUUGGAAAACCACAAGAUAAUCACUGCUCCCCUAAUGGGAACAUGCAUCGAUUCUCAGCUGCUUAACCUUGUUGAGCGGUUCUGCUGGAAGGGAGGCUUCUUACAAAAUGAGCAUACGGAGUUUGUACCGAUUAUUCAUCUGUACAAUUUUGUUUGGGAAGCAUAAUUCCAUUACUUUAUAUUAGUCAGACCAUCUUUGUCAA
Molecule: messenger RNA, 1480 nt
Organism: Phoenix dactylifera (date palm)
Lineage: Eukaryota; Viridiplantae; Streptophyta; Magnoliopsida; Arecales; Arecaceae
Product: putative beta-1,3-galactosyltransferase 14
Cellular component (GO): Golgi membrane
Molecular function (GO): galactosyltransferase activity
Source: RefSeq, a predicted model, not a curated record